Molecule: messenger RNA, 1104 nt
Organism: Calliphora vicina (urban bluebottle blowfly)
Lineage: Eukaryota; Metazoa; Arthropoda; Insecta; Diptera; Calliphoridae
Exons: 1
Coding region: 1-1104 (367 amino acids)
Biological process (GO): DNA integration
Molecular function (GO): nucleic acid binding
Source: RefSeq, a predicted model, not a curated record
AUGUCGCCCUGUCACCGCUUUACACAACUAUUUGUUGCCCAUGUGCAUAAUAAAAUGAGACAUCAAAAUUUUGAGGCUACCAUAGGCGAAAUAAGGAAAAGGUUCAGGAUUCCACGACUUCGAAAUCUGUUGAGAAAGACUACAUCAAAUUGCAACAUUUGUAAGAUUCGUCGUGCCGUUCCAGUAGCUCCUUUUAUGGGAUCGUUGCCAAGUGAUAGACUAACUCCAUAUGUCCGGCCAUUUACUUAUACUGGUGUUGACUAUUUUGGCCCAUUAAAUGUGACUAUUGGUAGACGCCAUGAAAAACGUUGGGUUGCCCUGUUUACGUGCCUUACAAUCAGAGCUGUACAUUUAGAAGUGGCCUAUGAUCUAUCUACUGAUUCGUGUAUUUUGGCUAUACGGAAUUUUAUAAAUCGUCAUGGCACCCCGUUGAAGAUUCGGAGUGAUAACGGAAAGAAUUUUGUUGGAGUUAACCAGGAAGCCCAGCGAUUUGAUGAAGUAUUUGAUCUGGUUAAAAUUGAAGAUGAGUUGUCCACAAGGGGCAUUGAAUGGCAGUUUAAUUGUCCACAUAAUCCUGCAGGUGGUAUAUGGGAGCGAAUGGUUCAAGGUUUUAAGAGUAACCCUAAAAGAAGUCCCCCCAAAAGAGCACACCUUGCAAAGUUUUUAAUUGAAGCCGAAAACAUCGUGAACUCUCGCCCAUUGACUCACUUGCCUGUCAGUCCGGAAGACGACGAACCAUUGACGCCUAAUCAUUUCUUGUUGGGUUUUGCAAAUACGGCUCAAACGACAGAAGGUAUUGAAAUUACAAAGCCAGUGGUACUGAAGAAGCAGUGGCGAAUUGCUCGACAGCUACGAGAUCAUUUUUGGAAAAGAUGGAUUGUGGAAUAUUUGCCCACACUUACAAGACGGUCCAAAAAGCCUGUGGCCCCGGGAGAUCUUGUACUAAUUUGUGAUCCAGCUGUUUCCCGUCGAGAUUGGAAGAGAGGUCGUGUCGUAAAUGUGUUUCCUGGCAGUGAUGGUGUAAUCCGAAGAGCUGAUGUCCAAACAAGUAGUGGAAUACUUAAACGCCCAGUUUGCAAACUAGCAGUCCUUGAUUUAGAGUAG